GGAGACGAGAGCGACGAUUGAGGAGAGGACGGAUAAGAAAAGCCUCUGCUCACUGGCUACUUCGACUUCAUUUGAGAGUGCAUUUCCCCCAUUGCAGGUUGUCCUCCUUGGAUCGGAGUAGUGGCCAUGGCCUGGUGCACAUUCGCAGACGCUUCCUCCUGCCACCGGGCGGCGCUGUUGAGAUCAAAGUCAUUGCCGUGGAUCUUUUCAUCUGCAAGAAGAACCCAGCGUAAUAAACCUUCAAGAUUCUCGAGGGAAACUUGAAACGCAGAUGGACACCACAGGGUGAAAACCGAGGCGGAAGGCCACAAGCCACCUGGCCCUGGUAAUGGUCAAAGCUGUCUGAUAUUAACUUCAACCUGGCGAUGGAGAGAAGGCGCAGCUCACCAUGGACGCAACAAAAUGGAGGGAUACCAAUUGUGUCCCUAUAAUACCCCUAAAAGGGAAAGGGAAUAACCUGAGCAAACCCAUGAUGGAUAUGGCCCCGGUUGCUACGUGGCUCUGGAAUGGGAGGGGCUCUGCGUAUCCGAGCGUUCCUAUUGGCUCCAGAGUCUGCACGGUGGAGAGGGGGGUACCUCUAAUCAUAUCCAGCAUGUUUUGCACAAGAAAUGUCAACCAGAAAGGGCUAUCUUCUCCCCUCGCCAAAAUACACCACAAUAAUGGCAUGCUCGGACAGCCCCGCAGGAAACGCGUUUUUUGUGGAUUCUCUGAUCAGCGGUCGGACGGAGGGUGGAGGGGGACACUACUACCCGGGCAGCGGCGUGUGUCUGCCCCAUAACGCCGCAUCAGAGGUGUCUUACGGGCUACAGAACUGUGGAUACUUCCCAGGUAUAGGCAAGCGGAGCGACGCAGGUCCCCAAAACAUGAUGUCUGCCGCGUCAGGCGCGUAUAUGUCAGGCAUGGAGAUGUGGAUGGACGCGCAGAGGUCGUGCCGAAUGGAUCAGCAACAAACUGUGGGUCCCCAGGUCGCGCCCUGCUCGUUCCCGCCGAGUAUUAAGGAGGAGAGCGCGUACUGUCUCUACGAGCCGCAGAAGUGCCCCAAAGCCUCGACCGCCGAAGACCUGACAUACUCCAGGCUAACCACGACAGGCUCAGGUUCAGGCUCGUGCACAGUCACCGACGGCGGUGGUGGUGGGGGUACUGUACCAGUGCCUGGCUACUUCCGCUUGUCUCAGAUGCACGCACACUCUCAUAAAGUUUACCACGGCGCCCAAUCGAACCCCUCUCAUUCUCACUUUGGCCUACACCCCCCUGCACAGACUCGCUUCCACAGCCCGACCCCCCCACCGUCCUCAGCCUUAGCCUGCUCAGCCACGGCGGCUUACAAGAGAAGAGACACCGAGGAGGCUCUGUCUUCCGGUACCGCGUCCCAGCCCCAGCAGACGCACGCCCCACUGGGGGACGAGGAGGCACGAGCGUCCUCCGACGCGGAACCUUCAUCUCCCGAGGAAGCUGAAGAGGAGCUUGAGAAGGAGAAGCCAGCGAAAACACCUAAAGGAGACACAGAAAGCGAAUGCACGGCCAACUGGCUAACAGCAAAAAGCGGACGGAAGAAACGUUGCCCAUACACCAAGCACCAAACACUGGAGCUCGAGAAGGAGUUCCUCUACAACAUGUACCUGACUCGCGAGCGUCGCCUAGAGAUCAGUAGGAGCGUGCACCUGACGGACAGGCAGGUCAAAAUAUGGUUCCAGAAUCGCAGAAUGAAACUGAAGAAAAUGACCCGGGAAAACAGGAUUCGGGAGCUCACGUCAAAUUUUGGUUUCUCGUGAUAACUUCGAAUGUUUUCAAUAAGCUUUGUAUUGAACUAGCUUUAGUUCUAAUGCAAGAUGUAAAGGGCACAUCUUUAGUAGGCCUACAUACAAACCUAGUCUUUGCAUCGUCCUAUAUAAGCUAGUGGUAAAACGUGAAUGUUUUUGGGUUGUCUCUUUUUCUUAAUAUUUUGUUAAUUGUUCGUUGAUUCGGUUCUGUUGCUGUCACUUGUUGGGAUAGGUGUCUUGAGUAAAACAAUGGAAGGAAUUUGCUUUGGGUCGUAUAGGAUUGUAGCCUACCAAUACUUAAAAAUAUAUAUAUGUUUGUUGUAGAUACAAAUAUAGAUCACAAUUGAGAUGUACGUUUAUAUUGCAUAUAUGUGGGGAGUUUCCUUUACAUUUAUACUGCAUGAAACAACAUGAUUCAAAUCCAUCUUUUCCUGCAUUUUGCAAUGUGGAUCACAUUAAAAUGUAAGGCCUAUGUAUCCACAGUAAGGGAAGAAGAUGAGUCGCCCUGUCAACGUAUUCUUCCGAUGUAAAGUAUAUAUUAUGAUGAGCUGAUUGUAAGUGUACAUAGAACAACAUAUAUUUGAUCCACUUUAGGAUAAUAUUGUUGUGUAGACUCGAACUAAGGGAAAUGUAGGCUACAUGAGCAGUCCACAUUGUGAAAUAGUUUUUAUUGUGUAUAUCAUUAUGUACAUAUGAGGUUGUGUUUUCGUGUAUUGCGUAAUAAAUGAUCAGUUCACAUAAA
Salmo salar (Atlantic salmon) is the source of this 2502-nucleotide messenger RNA. The record is from RefSeq and is a predicted model, not a curated record. NCBI's taxonomy places the organism in Eukaryota, Metazoa, Chordata, Actinopteri, Salmoniformes, Salmonidae.